AUGUCCUCCCCGCUGUUGGCCGAGGCCACGCGCAUUGCGCGCGAGUUCGAUUACCCCGCUGCUCAGGUUCAGCGCGGAGUUGCUGAAUAUAUCCGUCAGUCUAACGAGGGUCUGGCAAAGGAGGACACCACUUUAAGCCAGAUUCCUACAUUCGUGACUGCUGUACCCAAUGGCACUGAGAAGGGCUUGUAUCUGGCCGUUGACCUGGGUGGCACCAACUUCCGUGUGUGCUCCGUUCAGUUGCAUGGCGAUACCACUUUCAACCUCACCCAGUCCAAGAUUAUGAUCCCACGGGAACUCAUGGCCUCCGGAACCUCUAAGGACCUGUUCACUUUCCUCGCACGCCAGAUCGAGGCUUUCUUGCGCAUUCACCACAACGAGCACUUUGAGGCCCACCAGCGCCGGCGGAGAGAGGACAAGUGCGUGGAGGAGCUGUUCGACCUCGGUUUCACUUUCAGCUUCCCCGUCCGUCAAUAUGGUAUCAACUCCGGUACUCUGAUUCGGUGGACCAAGGGCUUCAACAUCCCCGAUGCCGUUGGUCACGAUGUAUGCGCCCUGCUUCAGUCCGCCAUUGAUGACCUUGACCUGCCCGUUCGCGUGGCUGCGCUCGUCAACGACACAGUUGGUACUCUGAUGGCUCGUUCUUACACUUCCCCCGGAGAGACUGGUACUCUUCUCGGUGCUAUCUUCGGCACUGGAACCAACGGUGCCUACGUCGAGAAGAUUGAGAAUAUCACCAAGCUCCAGCACUCGAAGAAUGCGCACUAUGAUACCCACACUGGCGAGAUGAUCAUCAACGCUGAGUGGGGUAGCUUCGAUAACCAAUUGAGCGUGCUUCCCAGCACCAUCUAUGACCGUGACCUGGAUGCGGAUAGCAACAACCCCGGAAUUCAGAUGUUUGAGAAGCGAGUCUCUGGAAUGUUCCUGGGUGAGAUCUUGCGCCGCGCUCUAGUGGAUCUGCACAAGAACCCCAAGGUGGCUCUUUUCGAGUCCUCCAAGGCCGCUAUUACUUCCGAUGGCCUUCUCUACCGCCAGUGGGGUCUUGACACCAGCUUGCUGAGUGCCGUCGAGGCCGAUAAGUCCUCCCAGAUGACCGAGAUCAAGACUGCUCUUAAGGACCACUUGAACAUUGACAACGCCACCAAUGAUGACUGUGAAGCGGUCAAGGUGCUGACCCACGCUAUCGGUAAACGUGCCGCUCGUCUCAGUGCCGUUCCCCUCGCGGCUGUCCUUAUCCACACUGGCAAGCUCCAGACAGAUGACAUUGUCGACAUUGGUGUUGACGGCAGUGUGGUCGAGUUCUACCCCAACUUCGAGGGUCACAUGCGCGACGCUCUCCGGGAAGUCGCCGAAGUCGGCCCCGCGGGUGAGAAGAAGGUCCGCAUUGGAAUCUCCAAGGACGGCAGCGGUGUUGGUGCUGCCUUGAUCGCUUUGGUCGCCAGCAAAGACGAGACUUUGCAAAACCCCCGUGAAUAA
Messenger RNA from Penicillium verhagenii, 1476 nucleotides. It is a transcript of the gene glkA, whose product is annotated as glucokinase glkA. NCBI's taxonomy places the organism in Eukaryota, Fungi, Ascomycota, Eurotiomycetes, Eurotiales, Aspergillaceae. The record is from RefSeq and is a predicted model, not a curated record. Gene Ontology annotation, biological process: glucose 6-phosphate metabolic process; intracellular glucose homeostasis; glycolytic process. The coding region runs from base 1 to 1476 and encodes 491 amino acids. The transcript has 2 exons. Gene Ontology annotation, molecular function: D-glucose binding; fructokinase activity; ATP binding. Gene Ontology annotation, cellular component: cytosol; mitochondrion.